AUGGCUGGGAAUCAACUUCGUACAGGACACGAACUUUCCUUGAAAAGGGGCCCCAGAUUUGCUCUGAGUUUCCAGGACAGCGUAGUAUCAAAUUCAUCAAUUUUCACUUGGAGAAGUGCAGGCACGAAUUUUUCAUCCUGCCAAAAGUGCCUGAAUAAAUUGAGUGGAUGCAAACCUACUGCUUUAGAGGAUGAAAAUCAUCCUGACUGGGUUCCAUCUCAAAAUUUGGAACACCAAUCCCAAAUAUUUUACAGAAAGCCUGAGGAUGUGGAAAGAAUAGAGAGAUUGAACAAAAGAAGAAGGCUUAAAGGGAGUGAUGAGCAGCAGAUUGGACAUGAGAAAACAGAUACCAACGUUCUCUCAGAAGCCAGAGACCAAGACGAGGUAGAGACUGGAACUGCGUCCCAAACAGAACUAACCAUGGAUGAACUCUGUGUAAAAUUUGAACAACUCAGCUUUGCUGCAAGAAAAAUGGAAGUUCUGCAAAAAAAAAUUGGAAGUUUCGCCAUUUGGUCUCAGGGAGGAAACUAG
Ceutorhynchus assimilis (cabbage seed weevil) is the source of this 531-nucleotide messenger RNA. Lineage: Eukaryota; Metazoa; Arthropoda; Insecta; Coleoptera; Curculionidae. The record is from the annotation of a GenBank genome assembly.